AUGCGUAGACUUGUGAAAACUGAAGGUCCUGUAGAUGUCACAAAAAAUUUUUAUGUUCCAUUUAAUAUUCUGGAAGCAACCUAUAAGCUGGAGGAGGCCAUAAAUGAAAAGGUGUGUGUGCUCCUAGUGGGUCAUUUUCAAUCUGGAAAAUCAUCAACUCUACAUUAUUUGAGUGACACCAAAGAGAAUUAUUUUUAUAUACAAGCUUCAAAGUUAGCAAAUGGAUUCUUGCAAGGAUUGUGCAACCAACUUUCUUUGAAUUUAUGUAAUAACAUAAGUGAAUUUGAUCAUGAAAUCAAUAAGAUAUACAGGAAGCAGAUAGUAAUCAUGAUUGAUGAAUUUGACCAAUUCUUACUUAAUCAAGACAAAAGUGGAAAUACAAUUGAUCAGCUGAGAGAACUCACCAAACUUGUAAAUGAUAGGGGAGCAGAAGGAAUCAAAUCAAUCAUUUUUGUGGGCAGUUUUGCAAUUACUACAAUGCUUGAAGAUGGAAGCUCACAAGUUAAAAAAGUCAUUGAAAUAUCAUCACCAAAUUCAUCACAGGAAUUGCUACAAGACAGUUUGUUGGAGAAACUGACUCAAAAGCCUAAAGGAGUUCCAUCACCAUUAAAUUCAGCAAAAAUUAUUGAAGCAUCAGAUUUUACUAAAGAGCAGCAUGUGCAAUUCUAUUAUGACAUCCAAGAGAAUUUAAAUCUUCAUUUCAAUGAAAAUGUUGUGGAUGAUAUUUACAGUCUUACUAAUGGUUAUGCUGGAUUAGAAGGGUUGCUUGCAUCAUUGUGCAUUGAAUAUGUUAGCAAUGAGGAAACUCUUGACUUUAAUACAUGGAAUAAUUAUUUCACAGAAUUCAUUCGUAAUCCUACAAAGAAAAAGAUUAGUGCAAUUAAACACAUUGAAAAAUACCUUUCUGAGCCAGUUAGUAGCAGUAAUUACUUGAUCAAAGAUGCAAAGAAACUUUUAGAAUGCUUUUUACAAAGGGGAAUUCUGCAAUCAUCAGAAAUCUGUGAAGAAGAUUCAGUUGCCAUUGUACACCUGCGUGCAAUUGGAAUCAUAAAGGAUAUGGGCAAUGGAAUUUUUGGGUUCACAUCUAACAUCAUCCUUGAUCUAUUGUCAGACAAAUAUUAUCCUGUUUUUAGACAAGAUCCCUCCUUGGCAAGAAUUCCAAAUAUUAAUAUUAAAUCACCUCAAGACUUCUUAGAUAAGACAUUGGACCUUUUGAGAUACAUUCGUUAUGGUGAAAUUUUCAAUCCCUUAGCUGCCAAUCAAUGUUCUUUUUCUGAAUCAACAAUCCAAGGGGAGCUUUAUGCCCUAUUACGUAUGGCUGUGUCAUAUCCAGUAUAUAAAAUUUUUCGGGAAAUUAGAACUUUGGAAAAAUCUGAAAAAAAAUGUGAUAUCUGGGUGUGUAACAAUGAGGAGUAUGGGAUUGAAUGCAAAGUUGGCAAAGAUUCUGAAAAAGAGAUAAAAAAGGCAGCUAUACAGGCUAUUGGAUAUACAGGAGGACGAGACAAA
This is a messenger RNA of Paraglomus brasilianum, 1506 nucleotides long. NCBI's taxonomy places the organism in Eukaryota, Fungi, Glomeromycota, Glomeromycetes, Paraglomerales, Paraglomeraceae. The record is from the annotation of a GenBank genome assembly.